GGAAGGAGAGAGGAAGGAGAGAGGAAGGAGAGAGCCGCUCCGAACACACACAUUCACACGCUCCGGAGCAGAGGCAGAGAGAGGAACACACAGUCACAGCGAGUGAGAGGUUGGGAAUCCUUCAGUGGUUUUUCACCUGCAUGAACACAACCGUAGACCCCCCCAGGAUCUAAAGAUGUGGACAGAAGUCGGGAAGCUUGUGCUAUUACAUUUGUUACUCAUGGAGCUCCGUUGCGCUAAAGGAACUACUACGGAGUUGGAGUGUGAAACCGGGCAGUUUCAGUGCAAGAACGGACGGUGCAUCCCGACCCUGUGGAGAUGUGAUGAUGAUGAUGAUUGCUCAGACAGCAGCGACGAGGAGAACUGCCCAAAGAAGACGUGUGCGACCACAGACUUUGCCUGUAAGAAUGGACAGUGUGUCCCUGCUAGGUGGCGCUGUGAUGGCGAACCAGAGUGUGCAGACGGUUCAGACGAGGCUGAUGCUAUCUGCAGCCGACAGACCUGUCCACCAGAGAAGUUUGAUUGCGGAGGGGCUGCCAGCAAAUGUGUUUCGUUGUCAUGGCGAUGCGACGGAGAGAGGGACUGUGAGAACGGGGCAGAUGAGGACCAGUGCGCUGCAGAUGCCAAGGCCUGCCCCUCCAAAGAUUUCCAGUGUCGUAACGGGAAGUGCGUGGCACCAAUCUUUGUGUGUGAUGGAGACGACGACUGUGGGGAUGCCAGCGAUGAAGAGAAGUGCACGGCUCCCACUUGCGGCCAGCAUGAGUUCCGCUGCAAUGACUCUGAGUGCAUCCCCGCCUUGUGGAGUUGCGACGGCGACCCGGACUGCAAGGACAAGUCAGACGAGUCCAUGGAGCGCUGCAGCCGAAGGACAGAGCCCCAAAAACCUCGCUGCCCGGUGGGCGAGUUCCAGUGUGGGAGUGGGGAGUGUGUCCACAUGAACUGGAAGUGUGAUGGAGACGCAGACUGCAAGGAUAAAUCGGAUGAAGCAAACUGUCCGCUGCUUACAUGCCGACCUGAUGAGUUCCAGUGUGGCGAUGGAUCCUGUAUCCACGGCACCAAACAGUGUAAUAAAGUGCACGACUGUCCAGACUACAGUGAUGAAGCUGGCUGUGUCAAUGUUACAAAGUGUGACGGGCCAAGAAAGUUCCGCUGUAAGAACGGGGAGUGUAUUGACAGCAGCAAGGUGUGUGACAAUGUGAAAGACUGCAAGGAUUGGUCUGAUGAACCCAUGAAGGAGUGUGGCCUGAAUGAGUGUGCAGACAACAAUGGCGGCUGCUCCCACAUCUGCAGGGACCGCAGAAUUGGCUAUGAGUGUGACUGCCCUUCUGGGUACAAACUCCUGGACAAAAAGACUUGUGGAGACAUAGAUGAAUGUGAGAACCCAGAUGCCUGCAGUCAGAUCUGCAUUAACUACAAAGGAGAUUAUAAGUGUGAGUGCUACGAAGGCUACGAGAUGGACCCUGCCUCUAAGACCUGCAAGGCUGUGGGAAAGAGUCCGUACCUGAUGUUCACUAACCGUCACGAGAUCCGUCGCAUUGACCUGCUAAAGAGUGAAUACACUCAGGUGGUUCCCACGCUGAAGAACGCAGUGGCCCUGGAUGUAGACGUGUCCACCAACAAGAUGUUCUGGUGUGAUUUAUAUCAUCAAAAAAUAUACAGUGCUUACAUCAACAAGGCCAGUGACUCCUCACAGCAGGUGACCCUCAUCGACUCGCUCCACUCCCCCGAGGGCCUGGCCGUUGAUUGGGUCCACAAGAACAUUUACUGGACUGACUCUGGCAACAAGAGCAUCUCCGUUGCCACAGGAGACGGCAGGAAGCGAAAAUUGCUGAUAGCCACCGAGCUGAGCGAGCCACGGGCCAUCGCAGUGGAUCCACACCAAGGGUUUAUGUACUGGUCAGACUGGGGAGGUCAGGCCAAAAUCGAGAAGGCUGGGAUGAAUGGAGUGGACCGACAAGUUCUGGUGUCUGAACACAUUGAGUGGCCCAAUGGAAUAACCCUGGACUUGUCCAACAGGCGUCUGUACUGGGUGGACUCCAAGUUGCACCUGCUGUCCAGUGUAGAUCUGAAUGGGGACAACCGCAAAGUGCUUCUGUCCUCCCAUCACCAUCUGGGACACCCCUUUGCCCUCACUGUGUUCGAGGAUCACAUAUAUUGGACCGACUUAGAGGAUGAAACGAUAUACAGUGCCAACCGACUGACAGGACAAGAUGUGGCAAAGGUGGCAGAGCACCUCAACAACCCCCUGGACCUGGUGGUGUUUCAUGAACAGAGGCAGCCCAAGGCCCCAGAUACCUGCAACAUGGGCAGUCUGCCUAACGGUGGCUGUGAAUACCUCUGUCUGAAGGCCCCCCAGAUCACAGAUCACUCUCCUAAGUACACGUGUGCUUGUGCUGAUGGCAUGGAGCUGGGACCAGACAUGAGGCGCUGUGCUAUAGUUCGACCGAGAACAACCACAACAACAGCUGUACCAACCACCUCCACCACCACUACAUCUCCCACCACAACCACGACGAUAAGCACUACAACAACUAGCACAACUGUUACCAGCACCACGACUCCCCCUACCACAACCACAAGCUCCACUAGCUCCUCUGCUGCUACGACAUUCAGGCCCACAACCAGAGAGAUGACGACACCUGCCCCACCUCAGACCCCCAGGAGAACGUCUACGGAGCCACCCCGGACCCCUGUGGCCACGAGUACAGAGACAACCAGUUUCAGCAGGACCAGUCAGAAGUCCACAUCCACACACACGCCUCUACUGGGCCCAGUGGCCCCCAAUAGCAUUCAGAGAGAAAGCAACACCAACCUCUCCCACAGAGGUAAGAAUCAUGCUGCGAGUGAUCACUACCUCAUAGGUAACAACAUCACAGUAGCUGUUCUGGGGAUAGUCAUUCCUAUCGUCCCUAUCCUUGCCACAGUGGUCAUCGGAUUACUCUGCACCGGCGGGUACCUGGUUUGGCGCAACUGGCGGCGCAAGAACACCAAGAGCAUGAACUUCGACAACCCCGUUUACCGCAAAACCACAGAGGACGACGACGAUGAAAUCCACAUCGGGCGGCACAGCGAGUCCAUAGGCCACGUUUACCCGGCAGUGAGUGACAGCCACAGUCAACCAUUCAUAGCGCUUCCACUAGGGGGCGGUGUCACAGACAGCAACUCUCACUGGUACUCAGGGGCACCGAUGCUCUCCAGCGGAAAAUGAGAGAAGCUGCAGCAGAAAUGAAGCAGUUUGGAUUAUUUUGGAUAUGGGAGGAUGGGCAGGGGUUUGGGAACGCCCGUUUGUUGUACAUGUAGGCCUGGUGGAAUGAAAGAACAGGCUUACACACGCACACACAGUCUCACACGUCAUAUUUUUGCCGUAAUCACUGAAAAACACCAAUCAUACACACACAUACAGUCAGCCCUUCACCAGAACAUCAUGUUCACAUGUAUUCCACGUUCAUGACUAUAAUCAUACAGUACAUAUGUUUAUCACCAUCAUCUUUGUUGCCAACCUGCCACCCCAUUUACUUGUACAUUGUGAUGUGUUGUUCUGGUGGUUGAAGUGUUUGUUCUGUUUCCGGGCGACGUUUCUUAUGAGGCCCCCAUUUUAUUACAAAACUCAUUACUCAAACCCAUAUCAUCUUUGUUUACAGAAGCAGCUGAUGCAAAAGUUUAAUUUUUGUUCAACAGAAAAUACGUGGCACAAGGUAUUACCCUUGUCAGAGAGGAAUUUUGGGUAUGUUUCUUUGUUAUGUUUGCUGCUAAAAAAUUAGAGCAAACAGUCAUCCAGACAUCAGAGGAGCACUGAUGCUCAAAUAAUUACUGCUGUGUUGAUGCAGUGUAAUGGUAUUAAUUUCUUAGUGGAAUAAUUUUUUUUAAUGUUGAGUCUUUGAAGACUGAAAGGAAAGCAGAGGAUUGGGCUCAACCAUUUUAUAAAUAAAUUGUAUUUCUAGAGUAGAUAGUAACAUCAUGACAUUGCUUGAUUUUAUUUUUUUGUUCCAGUGUAAAUAAGUCAUGGAGGAUUAAAAUGAGAGCACAAAUCAGAAAAGAAAUUUAUCUCAUAUUCUAUCUUGAGUGCGGUUGCAGAAACCAUGGACCUUUCAUGACUUGCACACAACCCUGUUGAUUUACCAUUAAUGCAGAUGCAUUUUUGAGAAUCACUUAUCAGGCAUGAAGCUGCAUUUUCUACAAUCUCCAGAAACAACGCCAGCUGUGAUUUGAACAAAAAUGCACUCAAAUGUACAGGACCCUUGACAUUUAUUGAAUAUAUUUGUUGUUUUAGGUAUCGGAAAGAAGGCAGGGAAGGGCAGCCAAAACGGAUUAUUGGGGGGUGGGAGUCUACCGCUUUGAUCGGUUGGCAUGGUAACACAGAUUUCUUUGUGUUGCUCCAGAGAGAAAGGAGGCAAAGAAUUCUGGGUAUCAUUGGUAGAUGACAGGCUGGAGACACACACACACACACACACACACUCACACACACAUAUACACACAGGAAACAGGUGCACAACAGAGACGUAUUAAGAUUCAAGGUCGAACAAACAACUGCCCUCAGUGAUGGGCUGCAGAAAGGGAACUAUACUCUCUCUCUCUCUCUCUCUCUCUCUCUCUCUCUCUCUCUCUCUCUCUCUCUCAGUUUUAUUAUUUACAUAUUCACAAAUCUCUGUUAUUGUCUUGAUUUUUGUUUUGUUUUUUACUUGUUUUCUUCAUUUCCUCUCCUCUUCUUUCCUUUCGUGGCAGUGUGGCAACUCAGACAGCCAGAGAAAUCAGGUUGGCAAUAUGUGGGCCAGACAUUUUCAGCCGUAGGCAGGCAUCCUGCAUUCUUCACAUAGGGGUAGCCAGAGAAGGAGGGAAUGAACAAGGGGGGAAUUGGAAAGAGGAGAAGGGGAAGGUCAGGGAGAUGAGGGAGAAUUGAAAACUGCAAAAAGGAGCAGGAGAAAUGGAUUCCAUAUGAACCUGCCAUUAAUUUUCCGGGGCACCAUCUAGGCUUGAAUCUCUUUCUUUUUCUUCUGAUUUCUGUCUUUAUUUUCUGUCCAUCAUGUUACUCUGGUUUUUUUUGUCAUAUCACUCUCUCUCUCUCUCUCUCUCUCUCUCUCUCUCUCUCUCUCUUGCCUUCACCAGCCUACUGUGGUAACAGUCUUUUUAUCUGCUGUUUGCAGCGCGUGGCACUCAGUCUGGAGGAUGAUGGCUAUCCCUGAGGGGGGGGAUGCAGCCUGCUCCCCUUCCCAAUCCCAUCCUGGCCCCUCCUCUCACCACAGCCUCUACACCACUACAAUGAGGCCAGUACAACGCAGAGGAGAAAGAGAACGGGGUCCUCAUUUUGCCUCCCCCUUUUUGAGGGAUGACAUGUACUUCUUGUAAAUCCCCCUUCCUCUCCUACUUUCUCCACUGGGGUAACAUUACUACCACUACUAGCCACUACUACUUCCUUUAGUGCUAGUUUAUUAGUAGUAUCUGCUCCACUCCUCUCUUCUUUCUGCCUCUUGUUAGCUGUAGUGGUGUGUAAAAUGCUGCUUGAUAAUUUUGUUCAAACUAACCUCAUUUGGCUGUCUCCGUGCACACUGUAAAUAGAUUGUUAAAUAGUUGUCUGACCACCGUACAGGGGGAUUAUUUUGAAAUCCUCAUAUGGCGUUUUAUUUAUUUGUAUGUUUCCUGUUGUAAAUAUGUAAUCAGCAUAUCUCAGUGCUACAGAAUUACAGUCAGAUUUGUUCAAGUUUGCAAGGAUAUAGAGUUGUAGGCAAGGAUAUUAUUUUCUUCAUAGUCUCUUUACGUCUUGAGUUGACAUUACAGAUUUUUUUCAAACAGGGGAGUGUCAUCCUUUUUCACACCCAUCCAGUCAAAAUCGCCCCUUGGCAUUGUAUGUAUGCAGGCAAAGCUAAAUAUAGCCAAGGGGAAAGGAGACAGAAAUAAAUGAUGGGGUUGCCUGCAUGUUUGGAGGGGAUUUUGGGGUGAAGGAGUUACUAGGGUGUCUGUUUCUUUUGAGGGGAAAAGGAGGAUUUGAGCCACCAGAGGGUCGUGCCUCAAGGCAAAAAAAGCAGUAGGGCAGAAAAGGCAUAAUGAAUUUGGGAUUGUUUGCUCAUUUGCGGCAGGUGUUAGGACUCACGCGUUCCUGAGUUUUUGUUUGUGUCUGCUGCAAUCAGUAUUUUAAAAGUAAAACCCUUUUUGAGAUAUCAGUGAUGCUUUGAGGUACUGAGGUCUUUGACUUUCAACCCUAGCAUUGAGCAUGACAACUUUUUUUUUGAAAUUCAGAAGACAGGACAGACAUUUCUAGAUAUGUUUACAUUUAAAUGCAUAGUUGUGCAAUCUGUUUUGGAAUCCUGUAGGGAUGAAGUACAAGAAAAUGAAGUAUGAGAAAGCAAGCAGCGCACUGAUCUAUUGCAACAAAUUUAUUGUGCAGCAGUCCAUUUUUGCUGUCUUUUUUGGCUCCAGUAGUCUUUAGCACUACAUUAUUCUUAUAGGUAUAGCUCCCGCAACAUCACUUUUUCUUUCAUUUGACAUAACAUGGUUUCAUAACUUCCCAGUAAACAUCAAUCGCAGCACUUUAGUGGAUUCACAGCACUGCUUUUGGUGUUUCUUAGCAUGAUAACUUCUCCCUCUUUAGUCCCCUCUCUUGGCUGUGUGUUUUCUUGAUGAGAUGGUGUGUGUUUUGUUUUUCUUUAUUUACACAUAUAACAUAAAACAAUAAAAAGUAACAAAAUAUCAUUUGCAAUAGAAAAAGACUCCACAUUUGAACAGGAUCACUUUCCGCUGUCACUAACUCUUAAGUGUGGUUGUUAGUGGCCCUGUUUUGUAUGAGUAGAUAAGUAAUACGCCAAGGCUGACUGAGCCGAGCACUGAUUUGAUUUGAAAGCUGGAUAGAGAGGAAGCGUGUAAACCAGCGUAAAGAGCUGAUAUUUCAUUGGCUUGCCACAGACAUGCUUCCAGCCCACUAAAUCAAAUGGGAUUAAUGCCUAGUGACUAUUGCAAUAAUUGCUCAUGACGUGUAAUAGUAAAUUACUGGAGUCCGUUACGACGAGUUCAUAUGAUGGCUGUUACGAGUUACGGCAAAAUAACAACUUUUCUAUCCUGGAUUGAAUUUCAAUACAGGGCAUCUUGAAGGUGCUAAGCACACAUAUAAGGCUUUAGUAUACAGGUCUCCCAUCAUAAGAAGAACAAAUCAGAACAAUGUGACAAUUCAGAUGAACUGAGCUACGAAACGCUUUUGUUUUUAAAAUGUUCAAUCUUUUUUAAUAAAGAGCAAAAACAAGUAUAGAAUGCAAAGAUUAAAGUCUUCCAUUGUAGGCUAUAGACUCAGCAUAUGCAUUCAUCUUACUGUACAGACAGUAUGUGUAUACAAAAUAACAGUUGAUUAAUGGUAGUUAUUAGUCAUGGUUCUCACUGUUUCAUGGAACUGUUUGCUCAGUGUGAAUGCUCAGAACCACAAGGGAGGAAGAAGGAAACAGACAAAGACAAAGGUAGCCAGGAAAUGACUGCCAGGAUUUAGAUUAAACUGUACGCAAACAGGUUUGUGCUUGGAAGAUGAAUAGUGGGCCAUUCAUUUUGUUGGAUUUCUGCUGAUGUUGUGUCGUAAGAUUCAGACACUCAUUCUCGCACACCUCCCUCAGAAGGAUGCCACUUUCUUCUCUUAGUUUAUAUUGCACAGUGGGGGGUUUCUAUGAAUGGGAUGUGACAAGUGGCAUGCUAGACAGGGAAAUUAUAGUCCUCUCCAGGACUGCACUCCCCUACGUCUAUCUAAUGAGCAGGAUGGAGCUCUAAGGGGAAGCCAUCUCCCUUCAUCUUAACCUUGCACAGAUAAAGCCAAAUAAAAUGCAUUACACAGUUGAGAAAACUGUGUCUCAGCUCAGAAUAUUCCCGGUUAAUUAGUUGUUUUGUUGGUAGAAUAUUGUCAUGUAGGAGACAGUUUCCAUAUUAUUAUGGAAUUUUAUACCAACAUGUUAUAGAUUUUUUUUUUGACAAAAACAUAAAAAUAAUCUAAGUCCUAAAGGAAAGAUGAAGAUGAUGUAAGAUGCCAAGAAAGACAAAACAGGUCAGUUAUCUUUGUGAAUUUAAGAUUAAAUAAAUCACAAACCCAAUGAUGGAUUGAACCCUGAGCUCACUCCACAUAGUUUCCUUCAUGUCUAUGUUUGCUGUGGGUCUAAUGGAGUUCCAUAGGGAGGUUCCAUAUGGAGGGUUUGCAGUCAGGAGAAUAAAUUGCUUAUUCAUUGAGGUGACUGAGCGUGGCAUUGUAGAAACGUUAUUAUUGCGACAGUGUGAAGACAGAUUGGCUGGUCGACUUUGUGGCCACCUUGAGAGCCGCCACUGAAAGACGCUAAACAGGUCCGGAAAGGGACUGAUAUCAUUCAUCACAUUGUAGGUAAUAAUUAGAGUGGUAGUAGAGGACAUGCUUUGACAGUACGCUGUCUGGACAUUCUUGAUUGAUAUUGUUAGGAAUCAUUUAGGGCCUAAUCAAUGCCUUAAUGGCAACAUAAUCAUAGUUUCACUAUCAGUCAGCUCCAUAAACAACAUAACAGGACCAAGAUGAGAACUCUUCCUCAUGUUGAAGGAUUGUGUGUGUGUGUGUGUGUGUGUGUGUGUGUGUGUGUGUGUGUGUGUGUGUGUGUGUGUUUUCUGUACAUACAUUAUGUUCAGUUGUUUAGUUAAUGUAAGACAGGUAUGACAAGGACAUUUUUUUAUUAUUAUUAUUAACUUGAAGUCUUUCAGUGUGAAGUCAGCAGUGUCUGCAGUGUUAAAGUUAAGGGGUCUGGUUACACCAGCAGUUUGUAAAUUCCAACUUCUGUGGAGAUUGAUGCGUCACCAAAUAAAAACAAGCUGUGAUCACACAAACACACAUAGAACUUGCAUAGAGAGUUGUUGUUACUAAAACCAUUUUUGUGACUUCUGUUUGAAUAGUUGAUUGCUUGUGCUUGGUCAACACAGCAGACGUUUCUUAACAGUGACACAGUACUCACAGCUUUACUAGCUGAGGCCUUCCUCAUGUUUCAAUGGUGAAACCCAAUUUAACAAAUCACUAGUUUAAAACUACAGUAGCUGGUUGUUACUAAAAAAAGUUUAGAAGGACUUUACACCCAACUGUGUGUGUAAAGGGUGUAACCUUGGUUGUAGGGAGGACAGAACACCAGCGGUCUGAGGGUCCUCCACCAGAAUUGUUUUUUUUCAAUUUGAAUCCCAUUUCCUGCAUUUCUAAAUUCAUUUAUAGGGACAAAUGUGAUACAAAAUCCAAGAAAUAAUUAGGUUGACCAUACUGAUAUAUUAUGCAAGAAAGAAUAGUACUGGACUGUGUAUAAGAAAAAAUGUCUUACUUUCUUUAUUGCUUAAAAUAGGUGCCAAUCACAGACACUCAUAAAUCAAAAUAAUAUCAAAACAAAUUUGAAAGUGAAGGGGACACAAAUAGGAUUUUGAGAAGUGGGAGGGACAUCUCCCCCCUGUCCCCAUUGGAAAUUACACCAUAGUGAAAGAUUUAUAAACAACUGGUGCAAUACAAUCCGUGUUCUGAGAAUCCGAGAAGACAUAUACCCCUGCUCAAUGAAAUACCUAUGUUGUUGUUCCUCACAAAACCCUAAUGCAUAAUAGGCAGGUUACUAUCACACUUAAAUUAUGUCAAGCCGUCCAUAACAAAGUUUUUUUCUGGUUUAUUUUAUAGGAACGAUGUUACAUUAUAAACUCACUAUAGCAUAUUCUAACAGCCGUGAUAACGCAUAAUCCAGCAUAAUUUUAGUUUUUCUGAUUUGUGCUCCCUGUUUUUGUAACUGUCCCGUCGCAUGCUCCUCUCUUCCUCUCUGCGCUCUUCUAAAUUUUUUUUCCCCUCUCUUUUCUGAGCAGGGAAUCUGACCCAUGCCACUUUUAACCAGGAUGCUCUGACUGCUUUCUAACAUGACUCACCUCUCUCCACCACUUUACUUCCUCAUGCAGUGUAUCAAACGUAAUGCCAGCUGUAAGGCUUCAAGUGUAAGGCUUCAAGUCAGCAUUGCUGUCUAUGUGCACUCCCAUCUUCAUCUUAGCCAUUGACAUAUUUCCUUUGGCAAGGGCUAUCAGUCUUUGGAUCGCCAGACACACACAUACACUGUGGGAGAAAUCACUGGAAGAAAAAUAACAAGGAAACGGCCAGAGCUCGGGGGGUAAAACCCCUCCUGGUCAUGAACCAGCAAACAGACGUAAAGCACGCUCAGCCAGGAGAAGCAGCCCCCACCUCACCCCCCAGCUACAGGACUGUGGAAGGAGCCCUCAUUGACUGUACAUGGCUGGCAAUUAGCUCUUGGUAACCUAGUGACUUUCCUUUACCAACUGUUUCCUCUUAUUACCACGUGUUUUUGAACUAUUAGUCUGUAAGCUGUAGUUGUUGCUUUCUCUUUCUCCUUGCCAAACCAUACUCAGUUUUAUAUUUGAUCUACUUGAUGUUUGAUUACUUGAAGGGCAGUGUUCAGUCACCUACAUUUUUCUACCAGUCAGUAUAAAAUGAAGGUUGGGGGAAGAAGACAGCAAUGGGGAAGUUGUAAAAUCUGUGUGUAAAUCUUUUUAUGGGUUGGGAUGAUGAUAUACAAAGGCAACUAUUUGAUAUAAAACUAUUGUUGACAGAUUUAGACAUUUUACGUCAGCAGUGAUUUAGGUGGGAGUAAAUCACUGCAAGUAUAAGAAACUAUUGGCUCCAAUUUUUGCAAAACUGUCUACCUGUAUUUAGUCAAAAUGUUGUCAUUGCCUGCAAGGAAAUCUCAAAAACCAUCCAAGGGUCUGUCCAUUCCACAGCCAUACGACAGGCAUUUUUUUAUGCUGUUUGUUGCACAAAACUUUUCAAGAAGCCUUCUGCACUGUGUAAAGCGAUAACGUUCUUAGGAGGGGAGAAAUAAGAGGGAGGGGGGGGGGCCAAUGUUACAGUCCAAUGGUUUUGAAUCAUGACUUGUAAAUACGUUUUCAUACAGCAAAAAACUUUUGAUAAUGUUUAAAAUGUAUCUGUAAAAAAAAAGAUGUACAUAAACCUCUGGGGUGAAAAGGAGUGUAGACUAUAUAUGAAUUUAUUUGUACACAAGAGCACUGGAUUUAUUUACUACUUGAUUGUAACUAAAAAUUAAUAAUCUGCCAAAGUGUUUUUAUUUUACUUUUUCUCCUGUCUGUUCCCUUUGUUUUUUGUUAGCUUUUUAACAGCAUUGCAGAUUUGUAGUGUUCACACUGUAUUUAAUUCUGUUAAAUAGAUUUUGUUGUGUGUUUAAAAAAAAGAGGGGUUAUCAUUUUAAUUUAUUGGUGCCUUGUUUUGUGCUCCUGUAUACUUUUUCUCUUUCUGUUUUUCUGUGUUGUGUCUGCGGGGGGGGGGGGGGGGGUGAACUGGUGGGUUGGUAAGGGUCGGGUGUGGGAGGUGAAGACUGCAACUUCGGUACGUACAUGGAAUAUCUGUACUUGUAUGCCAAAAUGGUCUCACUCACGUUUCUAUGAAAUCAAGCUGUUGAUAAAUAUCUCUAUAUAUUGAUAUAUUAAAUUUAUAAAAACUGUC
This is a messenger RNA of Etheostoma spectabile (orangethroat darter), 11461 nucleotides long. RefSeq names its product low density lipoprotein receptor-related protein 8, apolipoprotein e receptor (gene lrp8). Lineage: Eukaryota; Metazoa; Chordata; Actinopteri; Perciformes; Percidae. Gene Ontology annotation, cellular component: plasma membrane; signaling receptor complex; apical plasma membrane. The record is from RefSeq and is a predicted model, not a curated record. Gene Ontology annotation, biological process: receptor-mediated endocytosis. The coding region runs from base 176 to 3208 and encodes 1010 amino acids. Gene Ontology annotation, molecular function: hormone binding; calcium ion binding; protein binding. The transcript is spliced from 18 exons.